CUCACUCAGUCAGUCAGACGACGUAGCUGUGCUAAGCAACCACGCCUCUUCAGUUACUCACGCAUCAAACAUGGCGACGUGCAGGAAGAUGGGGCGAAGCAGGAGGAACAUUUCGGCUCUUUUUCUGGUCAUUUUCCUCCAAGUGUUGGCCAGGGGUUGCCUGUCACUUCCGAUAAAUACCGCGGCACAGGACAAAGAUCAGGGAGAAGACACACCUCAAAGUCUCACUCUCACUACUGUGAUUCAGGACACAAGUGACACUCAGCCUUCGACACCUGAAGAAAGUCAUGAUGUUCCAGAGCCUAAUAACCCUGAAACACCCGCUGGGAAAGACUCCACUCCAACAAAAGCAGAUGCUCCUAUAGAAAAUCCUACCACAGCCAUUCAAACAAUGACGCAAGCGAAUGAAGAAAUGCAUUCAGAUAAAAUCAUUAACAUCGAUGAGAAGCCAGUACCUGUUGCCGACGCGGACAAAACUCCAGUUGAUGCUAAUGCAGAUAAUUCAGAUAAUUCAGAUAAUGCAGAUAAAGACCACCCAGUGGAAGCUGAGACAACAGGAGAGCCUGUUGCUUCUGAAACCACUUUAGCCUCUACUCCAGAAGCACCCUUCACCUCUGUCAAAGCCCCUGAACCAGCCAAAAAUGAUGAAGUGGGAGAGUCCGAAGUACCCAUCUCUGACUCCAAACCCUCCGACACACUGAUCCCGUCCACAGAGCAGGACAUUGACCCAGAGCUGAUGUCAACUACUGACAAAGGACCAGCACAUAAUCUUGAUCCGGAUGGUUACACAGACGAUGGCGAUGAAGACGAGGAUGACGAGGAUGAUGGUACCUAUGUGGACAGCGAGGACGCUGACGCUUUGGACAACGGAUACGAGAGCAAUGAUGUCGGCAAAGACCAGCCUGUGAACAGGCUGCAGCAGCCAGACGGGCUGGAGCUGAACCAUUUCAAGGGAGCAGACAGCUACACCACAGAGGAUGAGGACUCCCACUUCUUCUUUCAUCUGGUCAUCCUGGCUUUCCUGGUGGCAAUCGUCUACAUCACCUACCACAACAAGAGGAAGAUCUUCCUCUUGGCUCAGAGCCGACGCUGGAAAGACGGUCUGUGUUCCCGGAACACCGUGGAGUAUCACCGCCUGGACCAAAAUGUCAACGAGGCCAUGCCGUCCCUCAAGAUGACCCGAGACUACAUCUUUUGAUCCACGUUAAGAAGAAACAAAAUGUCCAGACCUGCACAGAGCCAUUUGGCCUUGCUGCCUGGCCGGUCGCAUUGUUGAGACGCUGUGCUUUGUCAUGGAGCUUGAUUGUUGCUUUCUCCUGCUUUGCAGGCCAACUGGAGAGCAGAGGGUGUUUUGUCUUUGGGAUAGAAUUAUGUUUUCUUCAGGAUGUCAUUGCUGUCUGCAUAGAGAGAUUUUUACUGUGUAUCUGUUAUUCUUAUUUGAUAUGCUAUUUGAAUUUUAUUUGUCCUUUUUUCUAAAUUAAUAACUUCUUGGGAUUUAAUAUGUUUUGUUUUAUUAUAUCUUCUCUUUCUUGGGAGUGUUUCAGCCUUAUGUCCCCUCUACACCUUUUUUUUUUUUUGCCUUUUGCGUAUGGUCUUAAUAUGUUCAAUAGUCACCUUGAGAAUAGGAAGAAUCACAUGUUAAUGUAACUUAGGUCAGAAUAUAAUGCUAAAUUAUAACAGUUGAUUAUUAACCCCAAGAUUAACAACAGACAUUCUCUCAGCAGUUAGCCAAGAUAUGAAGUGACACACAAAGCAGCUGCAUUUAAAGCACUUGUUGUGUCAUGUGUACUUUUGUAUUGUAAAGUGUAAGUAUGCAAAAUAGCAGCAAUCUAGGAGAAGCUGAUUCAAGCUCAUUCCAAAACCUGUCCACCGCUCAUGUUGAAAUGGUCUCACUUUUUGCUGUAUUGAAACACUAAUGCUAGCUGCAUUUCUGCACUUUCCUCUCUGACAGCGAGUUGACACAUGUAACGCUGUAGUGCCCACAUAUCCCCAGCUCCUCCAGAAGUAAAUCAGCAUAGGCCCUUUCCACAUGUACACAGGUAUUUCUAAAAACAAAGCUUUUUUCUAUGCAUUUUGGGUGAAUCGCAUUUUAGGUUGCUGAAAAUGAGUCAAAGCCAUUCAGCAACACUGUUUUCAGUUUUAUGUCUGGAUGGGUAGAAAAUGAUGCAGGCACACACAUUCAUCAGUGUAUGUCGCAUCAUUGGUAAAUGUAAUGUCAGAAUAUUUGAGUUUGUACAGGGACACAAUGGAUAAUAUAUUGUUUAAUGUCAUAUUUAGAAAGACACAAACGAACAUUGAUAAUACAAGAAUACAAUAAUUGAUGAAAACUGCUGCUUGCAGUUUUUUGCUGACAAAUCAUCCAAAGAUUCUUUGAAGAGCAGUUACAUUGCCCGGCACAAACAUGCAUGGUGUAUGUGAAUGGCCAUGGGAAGUGUAAUAGUAUGGACGGAGAUUAUUUCUGAGCAUUCUGAAUGUCAGAAUUCUGUUCUUGACAGAAUUAAAAAUAUAUAUGUAUUUUUAACCCUGAAAAAAAUACCUGUGUACAUGUGGACAAGGCUUCCCAGGCUUUUGUUCUUAGCACACGGCACAGAAGCCUAAAAAAUAUUACAAAUCCAAAAAUGUUACGCCCUCAAACAUGGUACUGAACAUCAAUAAUUUUCAAAGUAGUGAAUGAAAUUAGAAAUUUCAAUAUUGUGACAGCACUAAAAGACUUGACUCAAGUGAUUGUGUCAUAUAAAAUUAAUCAGACUGUUCUUUUACCUAACAAAGGAAGAAAUCCCACUUUGAAAGAAAUUAAAAAAUGUAGUUAAAGUUUUUCAUACUUACAUUUUCUGUGAUACUUUUGCAGAUACUGCAUAACAGCCAUCUUAUGUUACAUUAUGUAAGGGAUGUAAAAUCUCUAUUACAUGUUGGGAAAUGAAGCUACACAUUGAGCAUUAAGUCAGGGAGGGUGACUCCUCUUCAGGUGAGUUGCUGUUCACAUGCUAAAGCCAUUUAAAUGAAGACAGAUCCUGUAUAUUGAUGAGGUUAGAAUGUACUUAUAGAAAGUAUGAGAGAAACUUUUAUUGCCAGACUUUUUCCUCGUUCAUCAGUUUAUAUUUGUCUAAUGGUACCUGUUUACUUCUACUGCCCAGAUUUUGCUAUGCAGAAAUCCUGGGGCUGGCCCUCUUUGUUUUAUGACUUCGGUGAAGUCUCUAUCAAUCAGUUCUGGUCCUCAUCCUAACGGCUGUGUUGCCACAUGCUCACACAGAACUUUUGAUUUUUAUCAGAGUACAGUUUGAUGGACUGGUGUCUCUGUUUAUCAGAAAUGUUUGCAUGCUCUGUGUGGCCCGAUGUUCGCAUGAGCACCAAAAAACCAGAGCAGAUCACAUUGUUUUUGUGUCACUCGUUCUUGUGACUCUUGACUUUUCAUCACAGCUCCGUGUUGUUUUUCUGUCCGUCUGUCACCGUCUCAUGCCUUCAAUUGAAAUGCCAUUACUAACACAUGUCCACAUAUUAUCACCCUCUUGUCGCCUUCAGCCAGUUGUUUUCAGCUGUCUUGUCUUUAUACAAUGCACACAUCGGGUAGAUAGAUAAGAUGAUUUGCACUGUGCAGUUCGGUCAUACUAGCUUGAAUAAGAGGGGAGUAGUCCUGUGUUAAGGUGAUGGAUCAACACUGCUCUUGCAAUCAACAGUAGAAGCUGUACAAUCUCUUUUUUUGUCAAUAAAGCACAAAUUGUGUACAGAGUC
This is a messenger RNA of Acanthopagrus latus (yellowfin seabream), 3729 nucleotides long. RefSeq names its product chromosome 13 C5orf15 homolog (gene c13h5orf15). The record is from RefSeq and is a predicted model, not a curated record. The coding region runs from base 71 to 1198 and encodes 375 amino acids. The transcript is spliced from 3 exons. Lineage: Eukaryota; Metazoa; Chordata; Actinopteri; Spariformes; Sparidae.